Rosa rugosa (rugosa rose) is the source of this 1893-nucleotide messenger RNA. RefSeq names its product cytochrome P450 87A3-like. NCBI's taxonomy places the organism in Eukaryota, Viridiplantae, Streptophyta, Magnoliopsida, Rosales, Rosaceae. Gene Ontology annotation, biological process: sterol metabolic process. The record is from RefSeq and is a predicted model, not a curated record. The coding region runs from base 166 to 1611 and encodes 481 amino acids. Gene Ontology annotation, molecular function: heme binding; monooxygenase activity; iron ion binding. The transcript is spliced from 9 exons.
AAUAAUCCAACUGGGUCUCUGUUUUUGCAAUCUCAAACUCUGCUUUUUCACCCAAGAUCAAGUCCAUAUUUGUUUUCUGCAGCUCAAUAUAUAUACAUAUAUUUCCCUCCUGAUCGAGUCCUGAAUCCAGUUGACAAGUCUUGAAUUUAUCAUAUAGUACGCAAAAUGUUGGGUUUGUGCAUUGUAGCAUUAGUUGCUGUAGGCAUUACACACUGGGUGUAUAGGUGGAGAAAUCCCAGAUGCAAUGGCAAACUUCCACCAGGUUCAAUGGGUUUGCCACUGAUAGGCGAGACCAUACAGUUCCUCACUUCAAGCACCUCCUUCGAUAUUCCUCCCUUCAUUAAGACAAGGAUGGAAAGGUAUGGACCAAUAUUCAAGAGCCAAUUGAUGGGAGCACCUUUCAUAGUAUCGACAGAUCCCGAACUGAAUAUGUAUGUCUUCCAACAAGACGAUAAAUUGUUUGAAAGCGGGUAUCCAGAUUCUGUCAAAAAGAUUUUUGGUGAAAAACAGUUGGGAAACAUUCAUGUGUCGGUUUACAAAUACCUCAAGAGCAUGAUGCUUAACCUCAUUGGCCCUGAAAGCCUCAAAAAUAUGCUCCCUGAAAUCGAGCAAUCGACUCGCACAAGAUUAGAGCAAUGGUCGUGUCAAGACACUACAGAAUUGAAAGAAGCAACUUCAGAAAUGGUAUUUGCACUCACUGCAAAGAUACUCAUAAGUUAUGAUUCAAGUAAGUCCUCAGACAACUUAAGGACAAGCUUCGAUGCAUUCGCUCGGGGAAUGUUCUCCCUCCCAUUGCCGAUCCCCGGAACAGCUUUUCACAAAUGUUUACAGGGUAGGAAAAGGGUAAUGAGAACACUAAAAUACAUGCUACAGGAAAGGCGUGCAAUGUCCCGAGAGCAACCUAUCGAUUUUUUUGAUCACGUGCUUGAAGAACUUAAGAAAGAAGGAACAGUCUUAACGGAGGAAAUUUCUUUUGACUUAAUGUUUUUGCUACUCUUUGCGAGCUUUGAUACAACUUCCACAGCUAUGACCCUACUCGUCAAGUUUGUUUCAGACCAUCCUCUGGUGCUAAAGCAAUUGCUGCAAGAACAUGAGAUGAUUGUAAAGCAAAGGGAGAAUGCUAAUUCAGGGCUUACAUGGGAAGAAUACAAGUCCAUGACAUUCACAUUGCAGGUCAUCAAUGAAACGGUUAGACUGACAAAUCAUGUUCCAGGAAUGUUUCGCAAGGCAAUAAAAGAAGUACAAUUCAAAGGAUAUACAAUUCCAGAAGGCUGGUCAGUUAUGGUUUGUCCCCAAGUCCAACACUUGAACCCAGAAAAAUAUGAAGAUCCUAUGGCCUUCAAUCCAUGGAGAUGGGAGGGAAAGGAGAGUGGUGCAUCGAAAGAUUUCAUGGCUUUUGGUGGUGGCUUGAGAUCCUGCGUAGGAGCAGCGUUUGGCAAGGUGCAGAUGGCUGUAUUUCUUCAUUGCUUCGUUACAAAGUACAGGUGGGAGGUAAUCAAAGGAGGAAAUAUAUUCCGAAAUCCUUGGAUACAAUUUCCAGGGGGUUUUCACAUUCGGCUACUGAAGAAAGACACAAGUAACAGUAGACAGCAUAUAAGUCCAGAUACUUGAUCCGGACAUGUUAUCAUGGGUUGCACAGCAUGUACUACUAGACCCACCCCCUGCUCAGUGGGGGAGCUGUCUCUGGAGCUCAGCAGUACGUCGGAGUACAGAUAGGAGUACUAGAGCUAAAUAUUUUAUUGUUGAAUUCCUAAGUUUGAAAGUUCAAACAAGUAUGUUGGCAACAGUACUAUGCAACUUAAAUACUUGAGUGACACAAUGAUAAUGUUUAUGCUUAGCAUGAAAUAGUUUAUUUGAAUUUUGAAAUAAAUGAUACUACUAAUCCACGACUUA